AAGCUGUGGAAGAAUGGCUUCAAAACCAGGUGAUUCUGAUGCUGGCUCCAUGACCCCAUCAGAACCGAGCGAUGGGGAUGAUCGCAGUGACCGGGACUCAGAUUAUGAGAGCGAUGAGGAAGAUGAGCACAGUGAGAAACUGAACAUACAAUGGACUGGAUAUGCCAGGAGAACACCUGUAAUUCUGUUCUGUCCAGAUGCCAUGCUGGCUAAGAAGAGCCCCAAAAAGACUGUUGGAGAGAGAUAUCACAUGACCUACAAAUUUGGAAGCUCUGAAUGCAAGAUUGUCCGGAAUAUCUUCAACUUCCAUGGAUUCCAUGAGGUACAUCCCAACAGUUCAGAUUAUAAUAUCAUUUGGACAGGAGGUCAUCUUAAACCGUUCACUUUACGCAGUUUGACAGAGUUCCAGAAAGUCAAUCAUUUUCCUCGUUCCUACGAAAUCACGAGAAAAGACAGGCUCUUUAAAAACAUCCAGAGAAUGCAACAAAUUAAGGGGUUUAAGCACUUUGAUAUCAUUCCCCAGAGCUUCAUAUUACCCAGUGAAUAUCAAGACUUUUGUGCUUCUUUUUUGAGGGAAAAGGGUCUUUGGAUUGUUAAGCCUGUAGCCUCCUCUCGUGGGAGGGGUGUGUUUCUGUGUAAUCAUCCUGAUCAGGUGCCAUUGGAUGAAAACUUGAUUGUGUCUAAAUACAUAUCCAAUCCUUUAUUGAUAGAUAGUUUCAAGUUUGACAUCCGAUUGUAUGUUUGUGUGACAUCCUAUGACCCUCUCUGUAUCUACCUGUUUGAGGAGGGACUUACCAGGUUUGCCACGGUGAAAUAUGAGAAGAGCAAUCGACACAUCAGGAAUCAGUGUAUGCAUCUGACAAACUACAGCGUCAACAAGAAAAGUGAUGACUACGUCAAGAAUGAUGACCCUGAUGUAGAGGAUUAUGGGAAUAAAUGGUCACUAGGUGCAUUCUUACGCUACCUCAGGUCAAGGGGCAAGGAUACAGCAGCCCUAAUGAUGAGGAUAGAAGAUGUCAUCAUUAAGACAAUAGUCUCUGUGGAGGUGCCCGUAGCCACUGCCUGUAAAAUGUUUAUGCCUUUCAGAGGAAACUGUUUUGAAUUGUAUGGGUUUGAUAUUUUAGUCGAUGAUAACCUAAAACCUUGGGUGCUAGAGGUCAAUUUAUCCCCCUCCCUUGCAUGUGAUUCCCCUUUAGAUAUGAAGAUUAAAACAAAUAUGAUGUGUGAUGUGUUCAGUCUCACAGGAGUUGUCUGUCAUGAUCCGAUGAUGAGAACUCUCCAGCAAAGUCGACGUAAUCAAGAAGUCACUGCCAAAAUAGCCGCACGUGCCAAGAAAGAGCGGACAAUUCAAGAAAAGAUCUCGUCUGCUCGAUAUAGACCUUCAUCUGCAUCAUCAUUGAAACAGAGACCCCAGUCUGCAGGUAGUUCGUCUGGAAGUCGACCCGGAAACCCCCAGCCCCGGGGCAUGGCUGGUCUGAAUAGUGAGGAAAUCAAGAUCCUCCGACGAAUAAAAGAGGAAGACCAAAGGAAGGGGGGCUGGGUUAGGAUAUUCCCCACUGCUGAUUCCUGGGACUUGUACUCAUCGUUUCUUCAGUUCUCAACUACUCACAACUUAAUGGUUCACAGUCGUCUCUAUCCAGAAAGACAUAAAGGAGGAACACAAGCUAAAAGUGCUGCAUCUACAUCUGUAGGUCAAAGGGCAAAGAGUGCAUAUGCUUCCAUUGGAGGAAAUUCAAAGUCCGAUCCAGAGUUUGCUGAAUGUUAUGCCCAGGCCAUAAACAGAACCCGACAGUAUGAGAGGAAGUUAGGAACAGCGAGAAAGGGAAGAAGAAAAAACAAACGCAAGCCGAAAGUGAGGCCUAAAUUAGUUCAAGGUGUAGUUGAGGACAAUGAGGAAGAUGAGGAGAAGGCUGAUGAAUCUGAGGAGGAGAAUGAGGAGGAGAAAGAGGAAACAAAGCAGGAGGACUCAAGGAGCUCCUCCCCAGUGGAGGAGGAGAAAAAUAAAGUGGAGGUAGAGGUGGAUGUUGUAACAGAUGGGGACGAGGUCCCCCAAGAAAAACCAACUGCACAAAGCGAUAUAAAGCCAGCACAGGAUAAACCUCCAAAACCCCAGAGAGUGCAGGUCAAACUACCCCUCCAAAAACCUCAGGAAAAUCCCCCUGAGGAGAAACCAGAAGUUCCCCCCAAACCCCCUCCCCCUCCUCCUGAACCCAAGUAUAAUGUGGUAGAACUCUUGCAGAAGGGCAGAACACUCAGUAAAUGCCAGGCCAGAGGUGCUUUUGCGAUGUAUUUAGUGCGGGUUCAGCAACGCUUGUUAUCAGAAGUGGGCCCUUCUAAUCAGGAUGACUCAGAUGCUCUCAAUGAACAAAUGGAUUUGGUCCUGAGGUUCUUGAAGCGCGCAGCUGUCAAUCUUCAACAGCCAUUUAAGGUGGUGGUACCGAGCAGAAAACUUCCCCUGACUGACCGAAGGAGGAUACUAGCCAAACAACUUGGGGAUUUUGUCCAUAUCUACAAUAAAGAGACGGAGCAGGUGAAUUUAAAGCGUCAGCAGGAGAAACAGCAGGGUAAGAUAGCAGAGCUCCACCCCACCACUGCAGAGGCCGAGUCACAGGGAUUAUGUGAACACAAGUUUGACAGAUUUGUCAAUAUUGCCAGUGAGGGAGAGUUGGAGGAGGUAUUAACAACCUAUACCAAGAUCAACAAGUCAGCAAGUAUAUUCCUAGGAGGGCACCCAAAGAAUAAUACCACUGACGGUCAAUCCCGCCCAACAUCAACAUUCCAACACUCCAGACCUCCCUCAGGCGGUCCCACACGUCCCUCCAAUGCUACCCCCAGUCGACCCCCCAUCUCUAGACAGAGUUCCAUACUACAGAACAGGCCAGGUUCUAGUAGCCUAGGAAGGUCCUCAAACAUGUCUGGCUCAGAUACAAAUGUAGGCAAGAAAAAGGAGAUUGAGGGUACGGUAGAGGCUACGCCUAAAACUCUAAAUGGUUGGGAGGAUACACCAAAGUUUGCUAGUGACAGCAAUGUAACAACCACCGCCACCACUAGAUCCACCUCUCAGAAUGGCGAGCCACCACACUCACGUGUUUACCACACACCUUCUCAAUCUUCAUAUGCUAACGCUGUACAGGUAUACACACAGAAACUAACCUCCAACCGACCUCGAUCAGCCACCUCAGCUGGAAACAGGACAGGUGUCAUAGCUAAGUCUUUCAGUCGGCCGAUGUCAGCUAUGAAUCGUCCCUCGUCAGCUAAUCCUUACGCCACUACUAAUCCAACAGUUGAUUCUUACAAUGACCAGGCCAUACAUGAUGCUCUACAGAGGUUGGCUCUCCGCCAACAAGCUCGUCAGUAUUCUGCCUAUAAUGGAACAAGCAUGAUAAAUGAUGAGUCACGAAGUUCCUCCUCCCAGAGGAUUGGACAGGGUGACAUGCCGCAGUAUGGCAGUAACUCUUCCUUAGUGGAUACUACUUACACGGUCAGCAAACCCAAUAGUUUUGACAAAAUGGUUCCUUCAUCUACUGGAUAUACCAGUGCUGCUGGGGACAGGAUGCAGACAAACACAACAGUGUAUCCAGAACAAACAAGAAGUGAUAACUAUUCCAGACCCCAAGACAGUGUCAAAUAUAAUUCAUCUAAUGGGAUCACAGAGGACAUCAGAAAUAGGCCACCCUCAGGUCAAGGUCAUAGAAGGGUGGAGGUCAAAUCAGCUUCAGGAUCAAGAAAACCUGUUCAAUCAAAUGUGAAUCUACGGAGUGCCAAUGCAACUUUUAACAGUUUUAUAGAAGACUCAAAUGGAACAACCUGGCAAAAUGACCUUGCUCAUGCAUAUAACCAGGUCACGGGAGUGUUGCCUAGCAACUAUCAUACAGCAUCUCAUUCUAGUAAACAGUUUCAGAUAAUGCAGCAGCAGGCUGCUCUAAAACAGCAAAGUAAAGCCAUGAUGGAGCAGAGUAAAGCUAAACACCAGGCCAUGAUAGCUCAGGCCCACGCCGUACAGAAACAGAAACAGGAUCAGGAUAUAGAGAGUGCUAUACAGAUGUACGCCCCCAAACCCCCAGUACAACCCCCACACUCACGCAAACUCCCCAGUUCUCAUAGGGUCCAAAGGUCUGCGGUCCCUGAUGAAUCUUUAAAUUUCAAUUUCUACAACAGCUUGCAGUUUGAUCAACACACAGGGCGCACUCGAUCAGGGUACUGACACUUCAACCUCUGGAACAGAUGCUGGACUUGUAUUUUCCUAAAAUUAAUGUUAAAUAAUUCAAAUAGAGAUGUAAGCAAAUCAUGAAGACUAAGUUCUGAGUCUGCAAUAUGUUUAUUUCAUCCAGAAGUUUAUACAGUAUCUCCAUUGUAAGAGGAUUUUAUGUUCUGUGUAAAAUUUUAAUGAUAUUUGAAAAUUUUGGAUUUGUGACUAUACAAAGUAUAUCUACAGGCUUUACAGAUAUAACUUGUGUGAGUGGUGAUUGAAGAUUCAAUAUUUUAUAGUUGAAAACACUACUAAAUAAACAGCCGUCCGUUUUUUAAAUUCUUUUUUUACUAGUAUCAAUUUUAUUUAUUGGGUGAGAUAGAAAUAUGGUUUUAAAAGACCAUGUACAUGUCUGAGCAAGUUUAAUUUUAUAUUGAAAUCCGUCCUUGCAAAAUCCAAAAGCUAUUGUUUUCUGUUCACUUGUUUUGUUUUGUAUGUUUAAGUCUAUACUUGUACUAGGCUUUAUGUCACUGCUGUUACAGAAAUAGCAAUGUGGCAUUCUCAGGUUGAACCAAGGAAGUUUUAGAAUUUGAAUCAUGCCAGGAAACAUUGUCAGCUCUCUCAUGAAGAGUUUUAUCAAGUUUGAGUGAGGGAGGUACAGAACAGAUUUAUCAUACAUUUUAAACUGAAGUUUUAGAAUCAAUUUAUUAUUGAUGUGUGUGAAAGUAUAAUAUUUUGUUUGUUGUAUGUUUUACUGUCCAGAAUGUUCAAUGUUAUAAAACAACUGUGAUAUAUAUUUUGUUUUCCUGUAAAAGGUUGUGAAUUAUAUUGUUUAGUUUUAAUUUACCUAUCUUGGAACAUUCUGUCAGGAAGUACUAAAAUAAAACAAGUACAUUGCUGUAAAAACAGAUUUUAUUUUAACCUUUCUGCUCCCUGUGUUAAUGUCUUUAUUAAGUAAAUAAUUUGCUCUAUUUUUGAAUUAAUAUAAUGCCUACACUUUUUUUUUAAUUAAAAUAUUUUUGUUAAAAAAAUCAUUUUCCUUACAGCAUUAUUUUCUUUUGUGGUCUUAAAGUUUGCCUUAAAAUGGAAAUGUGACUUUUCUUGAAGUAUCAUAGCAUUUUAUGUACAUCAAGUAGACCAACUGAAUUGUGAAAGCAGCAUUAGGUACAGCUUCUAACUUCGAUUUGAAACAUUCACUAGCUUUUACACUUCAUCAAUAUGCUUCUGAAAGUGCAUAAAAGGCUUAAGUCUGUAACAGAUGUCAAAUAUAUUGUUAAAGCAUGACAUAGAUCUAAAUUUUACAGCUUUAUUAUGCCUCACUAGGUUAAUUUUGUAUUUUUAUCUUGUAUCAUUUUAUUCACAGAGUACAAGUUGUACAAACAAUAGCUUCUUGCAGGAAAAAUUACUAUUAGCUAUUAUGUCAUAUGGUAGGACAUGCUAUUUUCACAAGGUGUUAGGAUUGGAAUUGAAAUCUUCUAAUUAUUGAAAUGUAGAAAUUAAUUAAAACAUUUGCUUUGUACUUUUGUUAAUUAAAAUGCCAGUAUUUUAUACAUGAAAGUAAAAUAAAUUUGUAUUGAAAUAGCAGGUUUCUCAUGUUAAUGGCCUAGCUAGUCUGAUUUAUGGCUUUAAGGUGUCACCAGAUCAAUUGCAUUAAGUGACUUGAUUCUAUUGGUGCUGAGGAAAAAAACUUAUUUCCUUCUCAAAUGCUUCUUUAUUGACAGGCUAUAGUAGACAAUUCUAAUCACAUUCAAUGCUGCAAUUAAAACAAAUCUGUUGGAAAUACAAGUUUUACCCACAUUCCAUAUAUAGACAUGUUAUAAUAAAUAAAUUAAAUCUUCA
Molecule: messenger RNA, 6028 nt
Organism: Saccostrea echinata
Lineage: Eukaryota; Metazoa; Mollusca; Bivalvia; Ostreida; Ostreidae
Product: tubulin polyglutamylase TTLL5-like
Exons: 32
Coding region: 14-4204 (1396 amino acids)
Biological process (GO): protein polyglutamylation; microtubule cytoskeleton organization
Cellular component (GO): cilium
Molecular function (GO): tubulin-glutamic acid ligase activity; tubulin binding
Source: RefSeq, a predicted model, not a curated record